Messenger RNA from Arachis stenosperma, 1222 nucleotides. Its product is annotated as peroxidase 51-like. Bases 66 to 1046 code for a protein of 326 amino acids. NCBI's taxonomy places the organism in Eukaryota, Viridiplantae, Streptophyta, Magnoliopsida, Fabales, Fabaceae. Gene Ontology annotation, molecular function: peroxidase activity; heme binding. The transcript is spliced from 4 exons. Gene Ontology annotation, biological process: response to oxidative stress; hydrogen peroxide catabolic process. The record is from RefSeq and is a predicted model, not a curated record.
UUCACUCUCCCACUCUGCAAAAUAUCUCUGCAUUUUUCUUAUACUUCUACCUCCCACAGAGAAAAAUGUCUCAGCUUAAUAAUGUUCUACUUGUGUGGUUUCUCUUAUUAAGUGUUGCACAUGGUACUUCAGCUCAGCUAAGUCGACACCAUUAUACAAAAAUCUGCCCCAAUGUUGAGAACAUAGUCAGAGAUGCAGUUAAGAAGAAGUUCCAUGAAACAUUUGUCACUGUCCCUGCUACCAUUCGCCUCUUCUUCCAUGAUUGUUUUGUGAGGGGUUGUGAUGCUUCAGUUUUGGUAGCUUCGACUCCAAACAACAAAGCAGAGAAGGAUCAUCCUGACAAUCUCUCACUGGCCGGAGACGGCUUUGACACGGUGAUCAGAGCAAAAGCAGCCGUGGAUGCUGUCCCUCUCUGCAGAAAUAAAGUCUCAUGCGCAGAUAUUCUUACCAUGGCAACCCGUGAUGUUAUUUCACUGGCUGGUGGACCGUACUAUGAGGUUGAGUUAGGGAGAUAUGAUGGGUUGAAGUCAAGGGCUUCAGAUGUGAAUGGGAAGCUGCCGCAGCCAGGGUUCAACUUGAACCAGCUCAAUUCACUCUUCGCCGCGAACGGCCUUACCCAGACAGAUAUGAUUGCUCUUUCAGGGGCUCACACCGUGGGGUUCUCUCAUUGCAACAAGUUCAAUAACAGAAUCUACAAUUUCAAGAGCCACACUAAAGUGGACCCCACACUCAACGACCUUUACGCCUCGCAGCUAAAAUCUAUGUGCCCGAGAAAUGUGGAUCCAAGGAUUGCAAUCGACAUGGACCCAACAACACCACGGGCUUUCGAUAACGCUUAUUUCAAGAAUCUUCAGAAGGGUAUGGGCCUGUUCACCUCAGACCAAGUUCUGUUCAUGGACCCAAGGUCCAAGCCCGCUGUGGAGGCCUUUGCUAGUAACAGCAAAACCUUCCACGCCAACUUCGUCGCUGCCAUUACUAAGUUGGGCCGAGUUGGAAUCAAGAAUGAGCAAAAUGGGAACAUUCGUUCAGAUUGCUCCAUCAUAUGAUUUUCAAGGAACAAAAGCACAAGAUAGAAUCUUUAAGGGGUUGGUUAAUCCGAGUACAUGCUAUGGGGGAGAUUAUUAAUAAUGAACCGAAUAAGUUCAUUAAGUUGCUUGUAAAUUUAUUUUAUGUUGUGCUUAAUCGAAACUGUUUAAAUUUGUUAAUGUCUUUAUUGGCAUCA